Molecule: messenger RNA, 919 nt
Organism: Raphanus sativus (radish)
Lineage: Eukaryota; Viridiplantae; Streptophyta; Magnoliopsida; Brassicales; Brassicaceae
Exons: 9
Coding region: 126-791 (221 amino acids)
Biological process (GO): regulation of DNA-templated transcription
Cellular component (GO): nucleus
Molecular function (GO): DNA-binding transcription factor activity
Source: RefSeq, a predicted model, not a curated record
AAAACAUAACAGGGUUUAUAAAAUGUUGGGCCCCCAUUACGAGUUGAAGAAGUCUAUAAAUUAGGAUGUUAAGGUGAGCAGUACGCCAGUACAGGAAACGGAACGCGGAAGCGCGUGAGAGAGAGAUGCCAAGGCCAAGAACUACACGCAGAUCUGUAAAACAAAGGCUCCAAUAUAUACAAGUUAUCCAAGAAUUGCAGGAAGAGAUCAAAAUGUUACAGAUUUCCAACGAGAAACUGAAUGGUGAGGGUCUAGAAGGUCUGAGCUACACCGAGCUGGCUUCACUUGAAAGUAUGUUAAAGGAGGGCUUCCGGAUUGUGGAUGAACAAACAGAUAAGGUUUGGGGUUUUUUUCUUUUUCUUUCCCAACCUAAUCAUCUUUGUUUGAGAUUGGCACAGCAGGAGUUAUUACUCAGCGAGAUUGUUGAUUGCGAUGUUAUGGGAAAGGAAUGGCUUGACGAAAAAGAGAAAGAGGAUUCGGCUUACCAAUCGCUUCUGGCAAGGAGAAGAACAGCUUUGAGGAACAAGGCUCGAGAACUCCGCCUCAGUCCUCCUCAAGACAGCCCUCCUCAUAGCUAUGACCCUGAAACACUGAUGUUAACCAUCGAAUCUUUGAAGAUCGAGAAGGAGAGAUUACGGCUUUUGAACCAGAGAAUGAUUGGUAAAGAGCUUGACGGUAUGGGAUACUUGGAGCUGUUGGUGUUUGGCUGUGCGAUACAGGGUGGUAUGUUGAAAGCCGAAGAAGAGAAAAAUAAGAUAAAACGUGCAAGGCAGGUUCUUGGGGGCACAUGAAGAAAAUAUUGAAUAAGACUCUUGUGACUAUGUAUUGUACUUAGAUAAUUAUAUGUUGUUGGUUCUGGCUUUUGUGUGUUAAUAAUCUGUCUCUCUGGUGAUAAUUAUAUGAUCAAACUUAAAAGACU